Molecule: messenger RNA, 393 nt
Organism: Vicia faba (fava bean)
Lineage: Eukaryota; Viridiplantae; Streptophyta; Magnoliopsida; Fabales; Fabaceae
Source: the annotation of a GenBank genome assembly
AUGAAGCAUAUUGAUAUUGUGGCCAUUAGGAAUGGGCCUCAAUUGAAGGACACCCACGGGGACAACCUUAUUGGUCCAGUGACUAGAAAUAUAAAAAGCAUUGAUGAUUCUAAGAAAUCGGGGAUUGACGGAUACACCUCCAAAUUCUUCAAAAGUACAUGGAAGAUUACAAGGGGAGUAGUUCUUGAUGCGGUUCAGGAUUUUUUUGUGCGUAAUAGAUUAAUUGCCAUGGCCAACUGUGCGCUUGUCACACUAAUUCCUAAAACUUCUGAAGCUAAGAGGAUUAAGGACAUGCGUCCCAUAGCUUGUUGCAGCAUCAUUUUUAAAGUGAUCUCAAAAAUUCUGACUUUGAGGUUGAGUAGGAUUAUUAAUGAGAUCAUUGAUGAAAGCUAA